CACAGGGCAUGCCCGAAGGAGCACGACUUCCGGUGCGAAGCGCAGUCGUCGCGCUGGUCCGGCCCAAUGGCGGCCCCGCUGCUUCACACGCGGUUUCCCGGGGAUGCGGCCGCCGCAGCCUCUGCAGUCAAGACGCUGGGCGCGUCGAGGACCGGGCUUUCAGAUAUGCUCACAUUAGAAAAUGAUUUCUUCAAUUCUCCCCCAAGAAAAACUGUUCGGUUUGGUGGGACUGUGACAGAAGUCUUGCUGAAGUACAAAAAGGGUGAAACCAAUGACUUCGAGUUGUUGAAGAACCAGCUGUCAGAUCCAGACAUAAAGGAUGACCAGAUCAUUAACUGGCUGUUAGAAUUCCGCUCUUCCAUCAUGUACUUGACUAAAGAAUUUGAGCAGCUGAUCAGUAUUUUAUUGAGACUGCCGUGGUUGAAUAGAAGUCAGACUGUGGUGGAGGAGUACUUGGCUUUCCUUGGUAAUCUUGUAUCAGCGCAGACUGUCUUCCUUAGACCCUGUCUCAGCAUGAUUGUUUCUCAUUUUGUACCUCCCCGAGUGGUCAUUAAGGACGGUGAUGUCGAUGUUUCAGAUUCUGAUGAUGAAGAUGACAAUCUUCCUGCCAAUUUUGACACAUGUCACAGAGCCUUGCAAAUAAUAGCAAGAUAUGUCCCCUCGACACCGUGGUUUCUUAUGCCAAUACUGGUGGAAAAAUUUCCAUUUGUUCGAAAAUCAGAAAGAACACUGGAAUGUUAUGUUCAUAACUUACUAAGGAUUAGUGUGUAUUUCCCAACCUUGAGGCAUGAAAUUCUGGAGCUUGUGAUUGAGAAGCUACUCAAGUUGGAUGUGAAUGCAUCCCGGCAGGAUAUCGAGGAUGCUGAAGAAGCAGCCGUUCAGACUGGCAGUGGGCCAGAUGCCACCGAAGGACUCUUCAAUAUGGAUGAGGACGAAGACACUGAACGUGACGCCAAGGCUGACCCUCAAGGGCUCGAUCACAUGGUGCAUCCUGUAGCCGAGCGCCUGGACAUCCUGCUGUCUCUGCUGCUGUCCUACCUCAAGGACGUCUGCUUCGUAGAUGGCAAGGUAGAUACCAACAGAACAAAGGAUCUGUAUCGAGAUCUCAUAACCAUCUUCGACAAACUCCUGUUGCCCACCCACGCCUCCUGCCAUGUACAGUUUUUCAUGUUUUACCUCUGCAGUUUUAAACUGGGAUUCGCAGAAGCAUUUUUGGAACAUCUCUGGAAAAAAUUGCAGGAUCCAAAUAAUCCUGCCAUCAUCAGGCAAGCUGCUGGAAAUUAUAUUGGAAGCUUUUUGGCAAGAGCUAAAUUUAUUCCUCUUAUUACCGUAAAAUCGUGCCUGGAUCUUUUGCUUAACUGGCUGCACAGAUACCUUAAUAACCAGGACUCAGGAGCAAAGGCAUUUUGUGAUGUUGCUCUCCACGGACCAUUUUAUUCGGCCUGCCAAGCUGUGUUCUACACUUUUGUUUUUAGACACAAGCAGCUUUUAAGUGGAAACCUGAAAGAAGGUUUGAGAUACCUUCAAAGUCUAAAUUUUGAACGUAUAGUGAUGAGUCAGCUAAAUCCCCUGAAGAUUUGUCUCCCUUCCGUAGUGAACUUUUUUGCUGCAAUCACGAGUAAGUACCAGCUGGUCUUCUGCUACACCAUCAUCGAAAGGAACAAUCGCCAGAUGUUGCCGGUCAUUCGAAACACGGCGGGCGGGGACUCGGUGCAGACCUGCACGAACCCGCUUGACACCUUCUUCCCCUUCGAUCCUUGUGUGCUUAAGAGGUCGAAGAAAUUCAUAGAUCCUCUUUAUCAGAUAUGGGAAGACAUGAGUGCAGAAGAGCUUCAGGAGUUGAAGAAACCCAUUAAACAGGAGGUGGUGGAAGAUGAGGAUGAUGAUUUUUUGAAAGGUGAAGUUGGGAUCACUCCAAGCUCCUUUGACGCGCAUUUCCGAAGUCCCUCGAGCAGUGUGGGCUCCCCUCCCGUGUUAUACCUGCCAGACCAGUCCCCUGUGAUCGCAAGGAUUGGUGAUUGAGACGGGCAUUCCUCCCUGUCAUGCCCGUCAGCACCAGGGCUCACCCUGUUUGGACUAGAGUGAGGACAUGCCUCAGGCAUCUUACUUGCAAAGUAGACCUACUCUACUGUCUGAACGGACGUGGUUUUUUUCUUUUUUACUCCCCUCCAGACAAGGAAAAGACUGGAUAUCAUGUGCAAUAUUUUAGAAUGGAGUUGAUGGUAAAUGUUGAGGACUUGGCUGUUCAAUGUGUAUUUUAUUUCUGUUAACAGCUUUCGGACAUCAUUGUGAAAUUUCUAAUACUGGCAAUAGCCCAUUUUAACCAAUUGCAUUUUUCAUACAGGUUUUGUCUGAGCCGUAGUCACAAGACUGUAUUGAUCUGAUUUCUUUUCAGUGAAAAAAUGCUCUAUGUAGACGCUAUUCAGUGUCUUUAAAAUGAUUUACUUUGGACACAUUGUUGCCCCUCAGCGGGAACUGGAUCUGUGUGUUGGGAUUUCAGUGGGGUGUGGGGGGGGACGGGAGGAAGGUGCAGAGGGGGCCAGAGCUGGUCCCUGAUACUGGAAGCUGGAGCUGUCAGAGAAGAUCCCCAGGGACUUUGGAGACCAAUGAAAUCCUAGAGAGAAGUGAUGGAGGAUUUAGGGAAACAGACGCAGACAAAUCAUACACUCGUGAGUUUAAAAAUGGAUUUAAAAGAAACACAGAGUUUGGGGGAAAUGGAAUUCCCAUGCAUGGAGAGUGGGGUUGGACUUUUAUAAAACGCAGCACCUGACAUUUCACCCUGGGGUUCCCAGGAGCUAUUAGAACGGAAACUACUCAUUUUUAGUGCAAUGUUACUUGGAUUUCUUUUUUCUUUUUCUUUUUUUUAAACUAGAAUCAGUUGGUCAUUUUGAGAAUUUCUCUGUGCUAAUGGGGCGGGGAAAGGGGGGUUUGGGUCAUCUGGUGGGAUGGUUUCGCUAGCAACAAUAGACCAAGGUCACAGCUCUGGCUUCUGUCUCCUGGCUCUUCGUAUUGUGGAUUUCAGCUCAGUGAGAUCUUCCUCUGGGGAGGCUCUUUUUGUACUUUUAUAACUAAACAGAGAGAGAGGAGUCGACACAACCUCACUUUAUGACACGUGUGCAAACACUGCUAGAUUAAUUUUGUAGCCAAUGCAUAUUUUAGCUUCAUUCCUUAUUUGUGAGCUUUUUUGUUACUUGUGAAAAUGGACAUCUCUAAACAUAUUUAUUUUUCUGCCACUUUUCCUAUUAUUUAAAGCAAGCGAUAUUUUCUUGAUCACAAAUAUUUUGUAAUGAAAUACUUUCUCUUUCCUAGGGCUUUGUAUGCUCUUGUAUAAUUAUAUUGAUGGCAAUGUAGAGUAAAUAUGUUUUUGGAAAACAAAUUUUUAUGGGUUUAAAAAGUUUUGGAUAUUGCUGAUUUUCUUUUGGUGACUUGGUGGAAAGUGAUUCGAGAACCUUUGGGUUCUCUGUUCCUUUAACUGUUGGCAAAAUGGUGGGGGUUUUGUACCCUGGGUAGAUGAGUACAUGAAAGUGUGUCCCUAUAAGGUAACAGUAAGUGGGCCUUUGUGGGUUGAAAAGUGUUAAUGUAGUUAAGGCUAUCUUUGUAAACAAAUCUGUUUAAUUUCAAAGGAGUUGGAGGGAAAAGAUAUUGUGGAAAUAAAACAAUGGCAUGGUUAAUCUGGACCUUUGGUUCUUACACCAGUCAAGGAGUCCAGGGAGGUACCCCAAUAAAGAGGCUUCUAACACUGA
Messenger RNA from Mustela erminea (ermine), 3743 nucleotides. RefSeq names its product RRN3 homolog, RNA polymerase I transcription factor (gene RRN3). Gene Ontology annotation, cellular component: nucleus. The transcript has 18 exons. Gene Ontology annotation, molecular function: RNA polymerase I general transcription initiation factor activity; RNA polymerase I core binding. The record is from RefSeq and is a predicted model, not a curated record. The coding region runs from base 67 to 2022 and encodes 651 amino acids. Gene Ontology annotation, biological process: transcription initiation at RNA polymerase I promoter. NCBI's taxonomy places the organism in Eukaryota, Metazoa, Chordata, Mammalia, Carnivora, Mustelidae.